Molecule: messenger RNA, 2011 nt
Organism: Engraulis encrasicolus (European anchovy)
Lineage: Eukaryota; Metazoa; Chordata; Actinopteri; Clupeiformes; Engraulidae
Gene: neurod1
Product: neuronal differentiation 1
Exons: 2
Coding region: 91-1143 (350 amino acids)
Biological process (GO): axon development; nervous system development; sensory organ development
Cellular component (GO): nucleus
Molecular function (GO): DNA-binding transcription factor activity, RNA polymerase II-specific; E-box binding; protein dimerization activity
Source: RefSeq, a predicted model, not a curated record
AUUCCAUUUCGUAGAUCCUUGCACUUGCACACCAAGAGGGGCAUGAAACUAUCAUAACAAGAUAUUUUGCAAAUAGAACAGUAUUCGACCAUGACCAAGUCCUACACUGAGGAGACCAUGGUGUUGGAAUCUCAAGGCACUUCAAACUGGACUGACGAGUGCCACAGUUCUCAGGACGAGCACGACAUGGAAAAGAAAAACGGAGAGCACGAUGAUGACCUGCACAAGGAAAUGGAGGACGACGAUGAGGCUUUGGACAGGCUGGAUGACGAUGAUGAUGAGGAUGAUGAGGAGGAAGAGGACGGCGAUGACACCAAGCCCAAAAGACGCGGACCCAAGAAGAAGAAAAUGACUAAGGCGCGACUUCAGAGGUUUAAACUCAGGCGCAUCAAGGCCAACGCGCGGGAAAGGAACCGUAUGCAUGGACUCAACGAUGCUCUGGAGAGUCUGCGUAAAGUUGUGCCGUGUUACUCCAAGACGCAGAAGCUGUCAAAGAUUGAGACUUUGCGCUUGGCCAAAAACUACAUCUGGGCCCUGUCUGAGAUUCUGAGGUCUGGCAAAAGUCCGGACUUGAUGUCCUUCGUGCAGGCCCUGUGCAAGGGUUUGUCACAGCCCACCACGAAUUUAGUGGCCGGCUGUCUCCAACUCAACCCCAGGACUUUCCUUCCCGAACAGAGCCAGGAAAUGCCCCCUCAUAUGCAAACAGCAAGUGCUUCCUUCUCCGCGCAUCCAUACUCUUACCAGACGCCCGGUCUUCCCAGCCCUCCCUAUGGUACAAUGGACAGCUCCCACAUAUUCCACGUCAAACCCCACGCGUAUGGAAGCGCGCUGGAGCCGUUUUUUGAGACGGCACUGACAGACUGCACUAGCCCGUCGUUCGACGGGCCUCUUAGCCCACCUCUGAGUGUGAACGGGAACUUUUCCUUCAAACACGAGCCUUCGGCGGAGUUCGAAAAGAACUACGCCUUCACCAUGCACUAUCAGGCGGCAGGUCUGGCGGGACCGCAGGGCCAUCCCUCGCUUUACGCAAGCUCUGCACAGCGUUGUGACAUACCGAUGGAAAACAUGAUGUCCUACGAGGGUCAUUCUCACCACGAGAGGGUUAUGAAUGCCCAAUUAAAUGCUAUAUUUCACGAUUCAUAAAUCGUGUGAAACUUUUUAACGGACUGAUAAUUGUGCGUUUUGGUACCCAUGGGGUACCUCGGCGCGAAAGAGCAACAACAUUAUGCUUAAUCUUAUGUAUGUAUUUAUUGUUGUUACUGCCUUUAGGAGAAGUGAGGAUGCAUAUUCUCAUUCACCUUUAUGUAUUGUAUUCUAUAGCGCUUCUAUUUUGCGGUCACCGGGGGAGAAGGUGUGACCUCAUUCAGAAUGUGUUGAUUAUCCAUGUUACAAAAUCACAAGCAAUAAUUUGGAAACUAUGCAAUUUUUAAACGAGAUACUGGGCCAAUUAUUAAAGAUAAUGAAUAGAGAUUUUAUAUUUUUCAACCUGCAUUUUACUACUUAUCUAUUCCCAUGCUGAAUUAUUUUGUUGUGAUUUUGUAUAGAAUUGUCGAUUCAUUUUUAUAAAGUCAAGUUCGUACACCAUUCCAACCAUCUUCAUGUCAAUGUUUUCUAUAAAAAAAAUAGAGUUAUCUCAUGUUUAUACGAGACAGUAAUUAUUAUAGUUAUUAUUCAGUGAUGUAAUAUCCAGCAGGCAAGUGCUUACAAAUCUGUUAUGUUGCCUUAGCAAUUAUUUACUGUAAACCAUGCAAAAUUGCACAAUUAUGAUCGUUUCGCUCCCAAAACAGUGUCGUUGUGUUUUCCUAACAAUCAAGAAUGCUUAAUCAUUCGAGAGAAAAGACUUGACAAAUGAUUUGGGAGUCAACGACUACCACAUAAUUGGUGUUGGAAUAAAUAUUGCGGAUGUACAUAAAAUCGUUUGACUAUCAUCUGAAAUGUGCACCCUCUGUAAAGUCUAAACAUGAGACUGUCACAGCAGAAGGAAAAUAAACAAUCACCCUACGUUCCUACA